CGCCCUUAAUUACCUUGCUGUUUAAUAUACCUGGAUGCUUGUUCUUUUACUUGAACAUCAGCAUCCAUGUUGUCAGCUGGAACCAAACAGGAUUUGUCUACCAAAUAUUAUUUGUCCAUCAUACGUCUUCUUUUAUUGCUCACUGUCUAUCAAUAUGGAAUUGCAUCUGCUUCCACCAGUUACCAAUAUUUUGAAAUUCUCAUUCCAGAGGAAAUCUCAUACAUAUAUAAAAUAAGAGCUGCAGAGAAUUUCGGGACUUCCUUUAGACACAUAUACCACAGGAUAAAUUUAGUUGUCGCAGAACCUUACUUAGGGUGCAGUCCUCUUCUUAAUAAACAUGUUGUUGAUGGAGCAGUUGUUCUUCUGAAGCAAGGGAAAUGCACAUUUGUUACCAAAAGCUUCCAUGCUGAGCAGGCAGGAGCUGUUGCUGUAUUGAUCACAGACAGUGAUUCCAACAACGACAGUGAAUAUUUCAACAUGAUACAUGACAGCUCUAGUCACAUCAUUGACAUCCCGGUUUUCUUCAUGCUUGGAAAAGAUGGGUGGAUGAUAAGCGAGACGUUAAGACGAUGGUACCACUUUGGCAUCAUAAACAUCCCAGUGAAUAUCAGCCGAGUUCCUGUAGAUCAACUUCACUUCCCACCUUGGACAAUAUGGUGAUUCUACCAAGGACUUUUUAUCCUCUCAGUGGCAAAAAUAUCUUCUGCCAAUAUCGUACAGAAUCCUGCAAUAUUUCUGAAUACCUGACUGAGAAGAAGAAUGGUUUUUUUUCUUUUGUAAAUUUUCUUACUUUUCUUAUUAUUCAAGAAAAUUGCUGCUGUCUCUUAUGUCAAGUUAUUUCCUUUCGGUAAAGUGGGUGCUUAUGUGUGUGUUUGGCAAAAUAUACGAAGGGAUAAUAUUUUACCAUUUUUACUAGCAUAAAGACAGAACAUAUACACACACGCAUGCACGCACACACACACACACACACACACACAUCAUAUAUAUAUACAUCAUAUAUAUAUACAUACAUAUAUAUAUAUAUGUUGAUCAGGAACGUCAAAAUUUGAAUAACUAGACAUGAGGUGCCAGUUGUUAUAAC
This is a messenger RNA of Octopus bimaculoides (California two-spot octopus), 1081 nucleotides long. RefSeq names its product protease-associated domain-containing protein 1. Lineage: Eukaryota; Metazoa; Mollusca; Cephalopoda; Octopoda; Octopodidae. The record is from RefSeq and is a predicted model, not a curated record.